AACACGACUUCUUUUAAUAGCGGUCCUUGUGGCAGAUUUUCAGGAGACCCUCAGCUGGAUUCUUGCUGCCAAGGGGUACAAGGGAGCUAUGACAAGCCAUGAAUCAGGAAAGUUCCCAUACCGGACCGGAGCUUUGAAAACUGAGGGAUAUUUUGAGGCGAUUAUGAGAAAAUGAAGAGACAAAACGUGCGGACACUCGCCUUAAUUAUCUGCACUUUGUCCUAUUUGCUCAUUGGAGCGGGAGUCUUCGACGCUCUCGAGUCAAAGCAAGAGAAAAGCCACAAGAGCAAACUCGACUAUCGAAAAUUUCUACUUAUGCAUAAAUACAAUCUCACCAGGCUUGACUUUGAUCAGAUUGAAAAGGUCGUGUUGCUUCUGAAGCCUCACAAAGCUGGAGUCCAGUGGAAGUUCGCCGGAUCUUUUUACUUCGCCAUCACUGUGAUAACGACCAUAGGUUAUGGCCAUGCCGCCCCCAGUACGGAUGCUGGGAAAGCAUUCUGCAUGGGAUAUGCGCUUCUGGGCAUCCCCCUCACCCUGGUGAUGUUCCAGAGCCUGGGUGAACGUAUCAACACCUUUGUCCGCUUCCUGUUGCACAAAGCCAAGAAAUGCAUGGGCCUGCGGCGGCCGGAAGUGUCCAUGGUCAACAUGGUGAUCAUCGGCUUCUUUUCCUGCGUCAGCACCUUGUGCAUAGGAGCAGCUGCCUUCUCCCACUACGAAGGUUGGACCUUUUUCCAUGCCUUCUACUACUGUUUCAUCACCCUCACCACCAUUGGAUUCGGGGACUACGUAGCCCUACAGAAGGACAACGCUCUCCAGAAUGACCCUCAUUACGUGGCCUUUAGUUUUGUUUAUAUCCUGAUGGGCCUCACAGUAAUUGGUGCUUUCCUCAAUCUAGUGGUGCUACGGUUCAUGACAAUGAACACCGAGGAUGUGAGAAGAGACGCAGAGCAGAAGUCGCUGCUCUCCAAAAAUAAACAGAAAGGUCCGGUUACACGGCGUCCGGACCCUCCGAGCCCAGCCGCCGUUGGGCGAGAUAAAAGGCGAGGGCUGAAGAGUGUCUACGCUGAGGUGCUUCACUUCCAGACGGUGUGCUCCUGCCUGUGGUACAAAAGCCGAGAGAAGAUGGUGAUCCUCCCACAGGAUCUGUCCUUCACCGAUGCGCUAAUGGAGCAAGGAGACGUAUCACCCCACCACUUCUUUGAACCCGGCCCCACGGGCUGUGUGUGUAACCCUCAACGCUGCUCAGCCAUUAGCACUGUGUCUGCUGACCUGAGAAACAUCUCACCGUUCAGGUUCUUCUCCAAGAGACGUAGCUCUGUCUGAAUCACCUCACUUUCUUAUACAGUCACUGUAGAUCUCUAAUGAGUCACAUGAAUAAUUUUCAUAGCAUUCACAUGAAGAUUCUUGAAUGGACCACCCAAGAUUGAGGUGAACUGAUGAAAGAGCUCCACUAGGAGUCUUUUUGCACCAACACAUCUAUAUUCAUUCAACACUUUGAUGACUAUAAUGAGAAUUCAAAUGGUCUUCUACUUCAAAUAGCUCAUUUGCAUUCACUCACAAAAUUUUGCACGCACUCUCUAAACUGGUGAUGGGAAAAAUAUGAGGUUGGAGGAAAACUAUAUUUUAAUUGAGAGAGAACAUAAAGUUUCUCAGGUGAAAGAAAAAGUUUUGCGAGCAAGCACAAAGCAUUUCAUUAUAAUUUUUUUAUAAUGUUCAUAUUUUGAACAUGAUCCCCUUAGUGAAUACAUAAUCUGUGUUGAAAUAACAAUUGAAUAACAUUUCAAUAAAUUCCUCUUCCUAUCAAUUCAACUUCCUGUGGGGUGUGGCCAAUUCAACUCAAAUUCAGCUCCUUAAAAAGGAGCCAGUUCUUCAUUUCUGCAAUUUGCACAGUUCCGUUGGAUCAAUAGUUUUCGCAAUGUUGCGAUGUUGAGAAAACCACAGCUGACACUCUUUACUAAGUAUACUAUGAUCUGAUAUUAUUGCCAGAUUGCCACUCCAUUACUGUAAUGAGUCUCCUAUAAUACGCUGUGCUACUGUAACCAGCAAAAUGAAACACCUAUCAGGUAUUUGUUGAUCCAGAUGGCAUAUACCGACAUGACUCCUGCAUUCUGCCCAGCUCUGUACAGUGUGUUAAGGGAAUAAUCUGACCUUUUGAAAGCUCCUGAAGUAUAUUAACCUGAUGGAGGUCACAUGGAGUGAUUAAGCAGUAUUCGAACUGGCAGCAGAUGACUUUGUUUUUCAUAACUAGGACAGAGUUGUCAAUGUAACAGUGAUAUCAGAGUCAACAUCUCGGCACGGAAAAUUUAUUAGACUCUUGAACCUGAGGUAUUUAAUUACUCUUGAUGUUUAGCAAAUAAAAUUCCUUUGAAGACAAAGUAUAAAUAUGACCUUGGUCUGAACUAGAGCUCUAGGAAAAACAGCAGCUAUCACAUACGGACACUCCAAGUGCACUCAGCACUGAUCUGGACAUCGUGUCCUGUGUAUCUCCCAUGAUUCAGAGAGGCCUUGCUGAUCAGGCUAUGCUUGGCCCACACAGGAGUGUGUGCCAUCUUCUCAUCCUGCCAAGGAGAAAGCGCUUUGUGCCCAAUACUUUGCCUUCAGCUAUUAAACCUGCAUGACACAGUGACAGAAGGAACGCCAUUGCAACAAAUGCCUGUAUUGCCCCCCCUUGGUGGCGGCAUCUGUUGCUUUUCCUUCUAGAUUUUUUUCGUUUGGCAUCUACAUCCAUGUGAAAGGUAGAAAAUAUCUUUGACCAGCAGGUCAGUGGGGGCAGGACAGAGUGUACAUUUGUUUCUAUUUUUGUCCUUACCAAACGAAACGGGGCAAAAAUAACUCUUUGCUGAGUAGAAUAAUAAUAAAAAGAAUAGCAGAUUUAUUUUUGUCCAUGUGAAAUUGAUAUGAUCAUGUCAAAUGCCAGUGAAACUAGGGAAAGGGAUGUAUUUUCACAAUGUUUAUACU
Molecule: messenger RNA, 2958 nt
Organism: Sinocyclocheilus anshuiensis
Lineage: Eukaryota; Metazoa; Chordata; Actinopteri; Cypriniformes; Cyprinidae
Product: potassium channel subfamily K member 3-like
Exons: 2
Coding region: 172-1323 (383 amino acids)
Biological process (GO): stabilization of membrane potential; potassium ion transmembrane transport
Cellular component (GO): plasma membrane
Molecular function (GO): outward rectifier potassium channel activity; potassium ion leak channel activity; open rectifier potassium channel activity
Source: RefSeq, a predicted model, not a curated record